This is a messenger RNA of Ctenopharyngodon idella (grass carp), 588 nucleotides long. It is a transcript of the gene psmg4, whose product is annotated as proteasome (prosome, macropain) assembly chaperone 4. The transcript has 3 exons. Bases 133 to 522 code for a protein of 129 amino acids. Gene Ontology annotation, biological process: proteasome assembly. The record is from RefSeq and is a predicted model, not a curated record. Lineage: Eukaryota; Metazoa; Chordata; Actinopteri; Cypriniformes; Xenocyprididae.
GUGUCGCUAGAGUCUCGCGUCGCUCUCAGUGAGCGGAACUGAGGAAGAGCAGAGCGCGUGUGUCAGACGUGUGUUUUUACUUUCAUUAUGAGAUUUCUGCAUUAUUUGAUCGCUGUGUGAAGCUUGAUCGGGAUGGAGACUGUGGCGAACGGUGACUGCAGCGCUCAGGCGCCUGUGGAGUCCAUCACUGUUCAUGAUUUCUCGGAGAAGAUCCUGGAGCAGCAGGUUAAUUUCCAUGUGAUGAAGCUGAGCGGCGGAUUCUUCCUCUGGAUCGGUUCCAACCCGGUUCUGUCGAAUCUGGCCGUUUCCAUCGUCAGUAAAUAUGAUUCAAUGCCUCUGUCUACUCUGGUGCUGGGCGACACGUCAGACACGACACCAAGCUCUCUCGCGCAGAGACUGACAAAGAAGACAAAGAAACAGGUAUUUGUAAGUUACAAUUUACCCAUGACGGACUCAAGUCUUGCAUUACUGGUGGAGGACAGAAUCAAAAAGGAGAUGGAGCUUCAUCCUGACAAGUUUUAAACAUUCACUGUUUUACUUCAUGGCACUUCUUUUGUACAUAGCUCAAUAAAUCUAACGCAAAAAUUA